Messenger RNA from Balearica regulorum gibbericeps (East African grey crowned-crane), 824 nucleotides. NCBI's taxonomy places the organism in Eukaryota, Metazoa, Chordata, Aves, Gruiformes, Gruidae. The record is from RefSeq and is a predicted model, not a curated record.
GAGCUGCUGGCUGUCCUGCAGCAGGAAGGGCCUUCGACGGAGGGCAUCUUCCGCAGAGCUCAGAGCGGGGCAGCCUGCCGGGAGCUGCGGGAGGCCCUGGACCGCGGUGCCGACGUCGACAUGGGAAGCCAGCCCGCGCUGCUGCUGGCCGUCGUCUUGAAGGACUUCCUCCGAAGCAUCCCCUCCAAGCUCCUCGUGAACAACCUCUACGAGGACUGGAUGGCAGCGAUGCAGCAGAGCAGCAAGGAGGAGAAGAUCUCGGAGCUGAAAGCGGUGGCCGAGAAGUUGCCUGCGGCCAAUCUCCUCCUGCUCAAGCGGCUGCUGUCCCUGCUCCAGCACAUCGGCCGCAACGCAGGCACCAGCAGGAUGACCUCCAGCAACCUGGCCAUCUGCAUCGGGCCAAGCCUGCUGAGCCCGCCCAACGAGGACCUGCUCCCGCUGGAGGCCAUGCUGGCGGUGACUGAGAAGGUGAAGGGGCUGGUGCAGUUCGUGAUGGAGAACUGCAGGGAACUCUUUGGGGAGGAGGCAAGGGAGCUUUCCAGCCCGCCAGCCGAGGAGUCGCCAGCCCCCACGGAGAGAUCCAGAGAGCUGCGUUUGGAGGAGCAAAGUGUCCCUGCAGUCACAGCGGACACCGAGCACCAGGCAGCAGACUUGCCGCGUGCACCCCGCUCUCUGCUCGGUGUCCUCAGAGGAGCUGGGGGAGACACGGCGCUGGAGUCUGAAAUGGCAGAGGCACGUCCAGCUUUGCCUCCAACUCCCCCCGAGAGCGCGGCAGACUCCCUGGGGUGCCCAGAAGCACGGGCGAGCCUUCCAGGGGACAGAAG